GCCUGCCUGCCUGACACGAAUGUCUCCCUUGGGGCCAGCGCCCCGCCCACUGCUCCCCCUCCUUGGUCAUUGCCGUGUUUGUUUGCGCUUCGCCUUUGCCUUUUCCGACCGCCGCACCAUUCCGAUUCCCAUUCAUUUUAUUUUUUAAUUAUAAAUUGGUAUGACAAAUCAAAAUCUGACAAAUUCUCUAUUCAAAACUUCGACGUUUUUUUGUUUUUACCAAAUGACCCCCAUUCUCAAUUCUGAUCUUGACUUUGAUUUAUCUAUCUCCUCUCUCAUUCAUCCACACCAAAUUCCUGCUUUCUAACAAGAUGAUUCUCAGUACAAAAUUUUCCAAACAGCACCUGUCCAACUCAAAACCCUAGACACAUAACUCCACUACAAAACAAUGCAAAUCCACAAAUACCCCUCCGUCUCCAAUCUCCAUCUCCAUAUAUCAUCAUCACGCAACCCACGCAUAAGUAAGACUAAAAUUACUCUACAAGUAAUCCAUCUCCUCUCCAUUUCAAUUUAACAGCUAAAAAUCAAUUCCUUAAAUUCUACUUCUUCUCCUCCACAGAUUCUAUUCUUCUCUUAAUCACAGUCCUAAUCGGGUACCCGAGAAAGGAACUGGAACCUGCAUUUUAGGUUCCGGUUUCUUGAAUUUAAGAACCUGCAUUGUGUGGUUCUGGUUCUUUUUCCUCCGAAAAAUGUAGGGUACCCAUAACCGUCACCCCCCAAAAUUUAUUAUGUAAUAACAUACCUGUGUGCUGUAUCUCUGCAUUUUAGAUUUAUCUAUUUGGUAUAAUGUAUAUUUAUGAGCUGGGAGAGACCAAAGGUUUUCAGUUUGCGCUCAAGACUUUUAAUUUUUAGAAAAUAAAUCUAUUAUGUGGAAAUUCGAUCAGAAUUCAUUCAUUAAUUAAAUGUUGCAUUUACAUCGUCUGAACCUUGUAAUUAGAGUAUCGUUUCAUAAGAAAAGCCUUCACUCCCAUGGCUGCAGAUGCAUAUUCAUAUAUUUUUCAAGUUGACUUUUAUUUUAUGUAGUUUUUAUAAAAGUUUAUUUUGAUUGUUUGAGGAAGUUAGCUAGGUGCAGCAAUCCUUUGUUAAAAGGUUUUUGAUGAAGAUUCAGAUCCAUACCAUGUUAAGAUUGGCAAAUCGCAGUUACUAGUUACUUGGCAGAGAACUAAGGUCUGACCAGGAUGCAGAACACUGACUUACCCAAUGAGGGAAACAAAUUUCAAGUCCGGAAAUUGGAGAUCACAGACAAAAGCAAGGGUUUCAUAGAGUUGUUGCAACAACUAAGUGUUUGUGAUUGCGUGUCUGACAAGCAAUUUGAAGAGCGAUUUCAAGAACUCAGUUCCUAUGGUGAUGACCAUAUUGUUUGUGUGAUUGAGGAUGAUCAUUCUGGGAAAAUUAUUGCAACUGGGAGUAUGUUCAUUGAAAAAAAGUUUCUGAGAAAUUGUGGAAAAGUUGGGCAUAUUGAAGAUGUUGAGGUUGAUGCCGGUGCACGAGGAAUGCAAUUAGGAAAGAAGAUAAUCAAAUUCCUUACAAACCAUGCUCAUGAUAUGGGGUGUUACAAGGUAAUUCUUGAUUGCAGUGUUGACAAUAAAGCAUUCUACGAGAAAUGUGGUUUCAAAGAGAAAGAAAUUCAGAUGGUUCAGUACUUUGUUUAAGAAAUAAUUUUAUUGAUGUUAUUCUUUACCAUCCAUGCACUUAUUGAAAAAACUAACCAGAGAAGGUACAAUAAAAUUGAUAUUAUACUCUUUUUUUUU
This is a messenger RNA of Pistacia vera, 1751 nucleotides long. Its product is annotated as glucosamine 6-phosphate N-acetyltransferase-like. Lineage: Eukaryota; Viridiplantae; Streptophyta; Magnoliopsida; Sapindales; Anacardiaceae. Gene Ontology annotation, cellular component: endoplasmic reticulum-Golgi intermediate compartment; Golgi apparatus; endoplasmic reticulum. Bases 1179 to 1652 code for a protein of 157 amino acids. The transcript is spliced from 3 exons. The record is from RefSeq and is a predicted model, not a curated record. Gene Ontology annotation, biological process: UDP-N-acetylglucosamine biosynthetic process. Gene Ontology annotation, molecular function: monosaccharide binding; glucosamine 6-phosphate N-acetyltransferase activity.